Messenger RNA from Gadus chalcogrammus (walleye pollock), 3029 nucleotides. It is a transcript of the gene mpl, whose product is annotated as MPL proto-oncogene, thrombopoietin receptor. NCBI's taxonomy places the organism in Eukaryota, Metazoa, Chordata, Actinopteri, Gadiformes, Gadidae. The transcript has 12 exons. The record is from RefSeq and is a predicted model, not a curated record. Bases 56 to 2065 code for a protein of 669 amino acids. Gene Ontology annotation, cellular component: external side of plasma membrane. Gene Ontology annotation, biological process: cytokine-mediated signaling pathway; hemopoiesis; positive regulation of cell population proliferation. Gene Ontology annotation, molecular function: cytokine receptor activity; protein binding.
UCCAUUUCAGACACAACCGUUCCUCCGAUAUAUAGCUCCACAUCAGUACCCAUGGAUGUGGCACCUAGAGGGUCUUAAGGCCAUGGAUCAGGCCCUACUGGGGGGACUCUUUCUGGCCGCUGUGUGGAUGCAGCUUGGCUGUAUGGCUGAUGGACAUGGCAGGCGUGGAUCUAUCACACACUUGCCCAUGAAAGAUGUUUUGCUGUUGAAGGAUGAGGCAGACCCCAAAUGUUUCAGCAGAACAGAAUACGAUCUCACCUGCUUCUUUGAAACUCCAGACAACAAGACCUUUGACUUCUUCUACAAGACUGAUGACGUGGAGAAGAGAUGUGCUCUGAGGCUGCAGCGGGCCGAAGACGGCUCCGUCCUGCACGUCUGUCUCUUCCCUCCUGACGAUACUUAUCUGUUCGUCCUCACACACCUCCGGGUGACGGAGGCCGGGACCAACCGCACCCUGUACACCCGCAGUGUCAGCGUGGAGGACCAGGUUCUCCUAGAUCCGCCUACAAAUAUGUCCCAUUGCCAUACUGGCUUUCCAGGCCAGCUGCAGCUAACAUGGCAAGUGGACAAAGCGUGGGAAAGCAAGGUGCAUUAUGGGAUACGGUAUUCAUCCAACAGGUUGGGAGAAAAAAACAAAGAGGGAGACAGGGACCAGCUCGAGACCCUGACGUCACUGGUGCCAGGGGAGGUGCUCCAGUUUCAGAUUAGAAUAAAUGUUAUUAAAUAUGGUCUGGACGAAACCAGAGGACACUGGAGCCACUGGUCCAAACCGGUGGCAGCGAUGGUACCCCAAAGCGCAGUCGACAUCUCACUUGAGUGCUACACAUCUGACCUGCACAACUUCACCUGCCAGUGGGACGAGAACAUCUACAAGGACGUCACCUACAAGCUGUUCUACAGACACAGUCCCAGUAAGUCACUGGGUUGGACAGAGUGCCUGAAGAGCUGCAACCGGAGUGAUCGGUGCCGUUUCCAUGGAGACGAGACCCAGUUGUUCCGGGUCAAACUGGGAGCAAGUGGCAGCCCGGCUCCCCUGGGCCGAACCUUCUACUCUGAUGCCUUCUACCUCAACGGCAGCAUCAAAACAGCCCCACCAGGGCAGCUGGAGGGGAGGAUGGACAGCGGGGCACUGUGUCUGUCCUGGGCAGCUCCUCUCCCAGCCCUCUCUGCCCACCUGCUGUACCAGGUCCACUACCACACCAGGGAGGGCGGACCCUGGCUGACGGUGUCGUCGAAAGGUCCGGAGACAAGGACAUGUCUGGAGGGUUUGACAGGAAGUCAGUACAGUGUGCAGGUCAGAGCCAAGCCCAAUGGGACUUAUUUCUCCGGUCAAUGGAGCGACUGGUCACUCAAACUCUCCGGAUCCACCCCCCCCGACAUGGGGGCUAUUCUCAUCUCUGGCAUCCCUCUCCUGAUGCUAGUGCUGGCCAUCGUCCUAAUUUCUCUUAUUUCUCGGUAUCUCAGUAAGUUUAAAAAACUACUGUGGCCACCGAUUCCAAACCUUGAUAAAGUGUUGCAAGGCUUCCUGGCAGAAAUCAACGGGCAGACAUGGGAUCCUCCAUUCGCAUCAAAGCAGUGCUUGGAGGAGAACCUUGCGUCCGUUGUGGAGAUCAUGUACCCGGAGGACGCGGCGGCGGGGUUAGAGAAGCCCCCCAACGAGAACGCCCCGCUAGUGAUCCCAGAGGGGUGGCUCUCCGUCGGCGAGCAGGGCGACCGGAGCUCCGACGGGACCCUGGAGGUCAGCCCGGACUAUGUGACACUGAGCACUAUGGAUGCGGCCCCCAGCCGUCAGCAAAGGAAUGAGUACAUUUACGAACACGUUGCUGAGUGCCGGGGACUUGCCCGCGGGCCGAGGGUGGGCUGUGUGCAGCCAGCUGCAUCGACCCCCGAACGCUCCUCCACCAGAGCUUCGUGCCCUAGCGGCAUGGACAUUCUGAACCGCUCCUACCUGCUCCCAGCAGAGGGCAGCAGAGGGCUGGAGCCGGGGCCCGCUGCUGCCCCUGGAGGCUCAGACAAGCGGUACACCAACAUGGACGCUCCAACAUAUCCCGACGCCGUGGCGUGACAUCAGGGGGGCGGUUGUGUGUCAAUCAAAACACAGCACGGGUCAUAUUUACCUUCCGAUAUAAUAAACGGAGAACAUCUGGCUGUGGAUAUACUGUAUAAAACAGUGUUCUCUAUCUAUUUCGUAUUUGCUAGCCUCUGUUUACCAUCUUUUGCAGAAGAUACAUUAUUUGGCUUGCUAUUGGUCGAUAGAGAAGUUGAUGUUCUCAAAGUACAAUAGUUGAUCAUCAUAGUAAUAUAGUUAGUAUGUUCAAUUAACGAAAAUGUUUAUUAUAAAUGUAUGUAUUGUCACUGUCAAUAAUGCAAAGUGAGUACAAUGUGAGAACCUUGAAAACAGUUUAGGAGAAAGUGUUGUAGGCCUACUGCUCAAAACAAUGUAUAAAAUGGAAAGGUAGCAAAGAAUUGCACAGUUAAAUAACAGCCGUCACAAAUGCCUUCAACACGGCCAUAAGAUCAUGAAGUUAACGGAACACAUUUACCUGAUAGAAUGGCCUAGAUCAACAUUGUUCCAACCUCGUGCUCUAUUCCAAACGAAUUGAUGCAAGAAAUAAAGUCAGUUUCACGUUGUAAAUGUUUCUUCUUGAGGAUUUAGACAUUUUGAUGGCCAUAUAUAACUACAGCACAAUGUGCCUAAAAAAAACCAGUGUCAAAUAAAGUGUUGUACUGAAAUAUUUUAAAUCACAAGUCUCAUCCUCAGACUAAAGCUGCUUAUGUCAAUACUGUGAUCAGCAAUACAGCCAUUAUAGCUGCCAACACUCAACCAAAAAUAAAUGUGCACUUUCCCCAUGAUCGCUUUAUGGCGACCAGAAGCAAUCCACCAGCUCCAAGGAGAGGAUUUUUAAUUAUUAAUAGGAGUGACAACAUAAGAUGAGCAUUCAAAUACCCUAAUAUGGAGGGACAGCACCCUCCGAGGUUAAACUCAGGUCAUGGCAUGCAUUUGGGGAUUUUAUGAUUAUAUGAUCAAA